AUGCCUAUAUCUCCAUCAAUUCUGCUGGAAGAAGACUGUAUCCAUGAGCUUUUUGCUUUAGUAGCCGCCCGUUCGGCGUCUCCGACGAAACAUAAAGCACGAGUCGCUUCACGCCCCAACCUCCGAACCCUCUCUUUCCACUUCACAACCACACGGGUAGCGAGGCGAGGAAACCUUUACCGACAGUCUACGUUUUCCAUCCCCAUCGAACACAAGAUGAUGGACAGGCUUGUGGAACAAAUAAUUCUCGCUCCUGCCCUCAGUCUUUGGACAGAGUGUGGCCUUCCUCCAGAUGAGCUACGCUCGUUGAAGUUGGACAAUUGUCCGGAUCCAGCUGUGAAGUCAAAUUUCAAGCUCGGAACGGCAGCACAGACUUCGAUUGGAAUCUCAGCGCUCGGGGCAGCCUAUUUUCACAAACUGAGGACGGGGGAAAGGCAGGAGGUCAAGGUUAACGCUAGGCAUGCUAUCAUCGAGUUCAACAGCGAAAAGUACUACACUAUCGACGGUAGUACAUACACAGAAGGCCUUCGUGACGAGCUAACGGGCAUGUACCGUGCAAAGGAGGGUCAUGUUCGACUUCACAUGAACUUCCCACAUCACAAACAGGACAUCCUCCGCCUUCUCGGCCUCACUCCUGCCACCGCCACGCGAGCAACAAUUGAGAAAGCGCUCUCUUUACACACAGCCCUUUCGUUCGAAGAGAUAGCCAUGGCACAGAAUCUACCAGUUGUCGCUCUUCGUCCGUUCGCAGAGAGCGAUGCGCUCCCUCACGCCAGGCAGGCUGUGAAUGACGGGCCGAUAGACAUUAGGAAGAUAGGGGACGCACCGAAAAGGGAUGUUUCGAAGUAUGCCACGCGGGCAGUGGAGGGGGCGCUGGAAGACAUCAGAGUUUUGGAUUUAACGAGAGUUUUGGCGGGUCCGAUUUGUGGGAGAACAUUGGCUGCUCAUGGUGCCGAUGUGCUACUCGUCACCUCCCCCAACCUUCCUGCCCUUCCUGCCCUAGAUGUCGAAACAUCUCGCGGCAAACGCACUACUCAACUUGACCUUACUCUCGCCGCCUCCCGACCAUUACCCAAUCCUCCCUCCACAGCCACCUCCCAAAAUCCAAUGACUUCUCAGUCGCCUCCUCCCGCUAUCCCAUUUAGUACUAAACCCAAUACUCAACAAUCUCCCAUUUCAUCCCCGCCAAUGUCACCUGCUGCCUCUCAAUCUACCCAUCCGUCUACGCACCCCACUCCGGCUCCUGGCGUCUCAUCCACAUACCGACCCCCUUUGAGUUCGCGCGCUUCUCAUCCCUCUGCAACAACUCCGACUCCGCCUUCAAAUCGCAGUCCGCCCCUAAGUCGUGGUUCGACGAUGACAUCAGUUCCUACAACCUCCACAAUGAAGCCGACACCAGUGACGUCUCCUACACCCUCUUCGAAGGAACAGCCAACCCCCCAGCCGUCAUCGACCCCAAUUUCGACUCCAAGUUCCACCUCAAGACCAAUUACCACUACCUCUCCGUGUACCUCGAAACCCACGACCGUUCCCGCCACUACUCAUCAGUCCAUAGGUGGUGCUCGCUCCUCUGCAGCUGCCGCCUCCGAGUCCCAACCAUCUCUUACCGACUCAGAUAAACUCCGCAACCUCGUCAAAGACUGUGACGUUUUCCUACAGGCGUACAGGCCCGGCGGCCUAGCGAAGAAAGGGUUUGGGCCUGAAGAUGUGGCGAAGAUGAGGCCGGGAGUUGUUUAUGCAAGUUUGACGGCUCAUCAGAGGGGUGGCGCAUUGGGCGACAUGAAGGGGUUCGAUUCCCUUUUGCAGACAAUGGGCGGGAUGAAUGUCGCGGAAGCCACCGCCUACGCGCAAUAUCUCCAGGAAUCUAACCCACAGUUCGAUACCUCUAAUUUGCCGCCGUAUCGCGAGUUACCAAUGCAAGCUCUAGAUCACGCUGCGGGAUAUUUCUUGGCGUAUGGCAUAUCUGUGGCGUUGUGUAAGACUAUCACGGAAGGUGGCUCAUGGGAAGUCCAUGUCUCACUUGGUGCGGUUCUCCACUGGAUUCGCACACUCGGAUUGCUCAGCCCCAAGACCGCCUUCGGCGAUUCAACGCCCUCUCUCCCUCCGCAUUCCGACCCCUUGGACCCCGAGAUCCAGCUGUUGAGCGUGGAGAUCGAGGAGGCCAUACCUAUCGACGACAUUGAGGACCAUGAUUCCGAUAGGAGAGGCGCUGGUGCGCAUACUAGUCGACAAGUAGCUUCCGAAGUGGAUGAUAACGGAGGUCUGGGAGCGAGCGUCGCCACCUUGAGGAGGCCGAGUUUCAAAGGCGGUGAAGGCAGCAAUGUCAGACGCCCGAGCUUCAAGGCUACCUUCUCCAGUAUAGGACUCAGUGGACUCAGUGUCGGCGCCAGUGGAAGUGGUCCUGGCACUCCUAGCAUUGGAGAAUCGACGAGGCUUAGCGGGUUGAGACCAGAGGAAGAGACCAGAACGAGAAAGAUGACCGUUAUUCGGCAUGCGGCAGAGAUGAGUAGGACGAAGGUGAGGGCGGGUAAGGCUCCAAUGAGGCUCGAUGCGAACGAGCCAGUUUGGUUACCGAGGGAUUGAAGGACGUGCCAAUGACGCUUUUGGGGUCUGGUGCUAAGCGUUAGGUGCUUGGAUGGGCUGGUUGAGUUUUGGGAUUCUUAGGUUCGCGCGCGAAGUAUGGCAUCAAACAUUGUAUCUAUAUUUACGAAGGAUGGUGAUACCGGGGAUAGGGCAUUGGGAUUAGGUUCCGAGCGGGAUUUUACUGCGAUUUUGC
This is a messenger RNA of Stereum hirsutum FP-91666 SS1, 2776 nucleotides long. RefSeq lists its product as uncharacterized. The record is from RefSeq and is a predicted model, not a curated record. Bases 1 to 2583 code for a protein of 860 amino acids. The transcript is spliced from 9 exons. NCBI's taxonomy places the organism in Eukaryota, Fungi, Basidiomycota, Agaricomycetes, Russulales, Stereaceae. Gene Ontology annotation, molecular function: catalytic activity.